Messenger RNA from Patiria miniata (bat star), 1435 nucleotides. RefSeq names its product microfibril-associated glycoprotein 4-like. The record is from RefSeq and is a predicted model, not a curated record. Bases 1 to 1047 code for a protein of 348 amino acids. Lineage: Eukaryota; Metazoa; Echinodermata; Asteroidea; Valvatida; Asterinidae. The transcript has a single exon.
AUGGAGAAGUUGCCGAAGCAGAUCUUUGAUACUAAAUUGAUUAUCAUUUUAUUCCUCGUGUUCCACGGAGCUGCUGUGUCUCUCUGUGGAAUUGAAAUUUCAUCUUAUACACGGAAACGAAUGUUUCAUGCUGCUGAAAAUCGCGCCCUACGAGAUUUUGCAUAUACAAUCCAAACUGUGCGAUCUCGUGUCAUCUGCGGACGGGAAUGCAGCAUGGAUGAACGUUGCAAGUCGUUUAACUUUAACGACUGCAAUAAAAUGUGCGAGUUGAACCUUGCCACAAGACGAGAGCAUCCCGAAGACUUCAAUGCAACUCAAGGGAGUGUGUACUUUGAUGCAGAUGAGAACACACCUCUCUACUCACUGACUGAUAUCCCCAUGAAUCACCACAAAAGUUGCAAGAUGCUCUUAGAUGCCGGUUAUUGUUCAAGCGGUAUCUACACAAUCUACCCAGAGGGAGUCGAUAAUGGUAGUCUAUUUGUCUACUGUGACAUGGAAACUGACGGCGGGGGAUGGAUCGUGUUUCAGAGGCGACAAGAUGGCAGCGUGGACUUCUACCGUAACUGGGCUGAGUACCAAUCUGGCUUUGGCGAUCUGCCCGGUGAGUUCUGGUUAGGAAAUGACAACUUGGUGACUCUUACGUCUGAUGAUUCACAUGGAACAUGGGAGCUACGAGUUGAUUUAGAGGACUGGGAGGGCAACACGGCAUGGGUAAAGUACUCGGAUUUCCAAAUAUCCCCGGGUGAGUACAAUCUGACUAUUGGCCGAUUCGAUUUCAGCAGCACUGCUGGUGACUCUCUUGGGUGGCACAUGGGACGUCCCUUCUCAACAAAGGAUCGUGACAAUGAUGAGACAUGGUUCAAUUGUGCCCAAUCCAACUCAGGAGCCUGGUGGUUUAGGGAUUGUUUUUCCUCUCACUUGAAUGGUAAAUAUUACCCAGAUAAUAAUGAAGGUGAAAACAAAGGCGUGCAAUGGCGUUCAUGGAAGGGUUCUUAUUCUAUGAAAGCAUGUAGCAUGAAAAUGCGCGAAAUUGCACCACCAAUAUAAAUUUCAUAGUAAUUGUUUUAAUGUAAAUCAAUGAUGAUUGUACAGUCACCAUCAUCUUUCACCAUUUCUGUAAUAAAUUGGCAUGACUUGAUUGGUUGAUAAUCUGUUCAAAAACAGUUUUAUUAAUGAGAGUGCACGUGCACAUGCAGUGCCAUACAUCUCUCUUCGGAUUGUUCCGCCUCUCACUUGAAUGGUCGAUAUUACCCAGAUGAGAAUGCAGGUAGUAACAAGGGCGUGCUAUGGUGUUCAUGGAAAUCCUGUCGUUAUUCUCUGAAAGCAUGUAACAUGAAAAUCCGUGAAAUUCGACCAUGAAUAUAAUUGUCGUGAUACAUUUGUUAAAUUGACCCAUGUAAAUUAUGGAUGAUUGUAAAGUUAUGAUAAUCUAUGA